UGAACAAAAUGGCGCCUGAGCUCUGAAAUUGUAAGCUGACCGGGUGUCAUGAAAUAUAUACGAUACUCCGAUUGACUCCGAUAAAUCUUAAAAAAAACCGACGCGUUACUUGAAAUAUCAGUAUUUUCGGUCGCACAAAAAGCUAGCCAAAUAUUGCGAACUCGGAUAAAGUUUCAAGUGGCUGAUAAUAAUGACUGAAAUAUUAGUCUAUUGAUGUGUUAACGAUGACCCGUAAAAAAAAGUGAAAGAAUAAUCGGGCCUUUGUGGGACCGAAUAAAGAACCUCAAGGAAGAUCAGGGCGAAUUGGUGAAUUUGUCGUUUCAAUUAAAUAUCGUUCGAGCUGAAUCACUUAAUUAAACGAAAACAUAUCUAUGUACCAUCAUGUACUUCGAUCGAUCCUACUCAAGAGAAAACAACCUCUCUACUGAAAUGCUUUCAUCUUUACGAACAUUUUUUAACGUCCUCUGUCAGAUCUAACUUUUUUCUUUUUUUCGAAUUUCAAAACUAAAUUACCACGUAAAUGUAAAGAAUAUUAUUAUUUCGCGAUUGUUAGUUUAUUCUUAGCAUAAUAGUUUUGCUAUAAAUUAAGAAAUAAACAAUGAGCGACGUUAAACAAAAGGUAGGAGAAAGUUCCAGUGGAGAGGUUGAUAACGGGUUUUGGAGCUGUAGGGAUCUCACCGACGUUGUACCCCUUCACCCACCGAAGGGCUUAUAUUUAAAACCAAUCGCAAAAAUUAAUGUGUCCGUUAAUCUUCCACGACUGAAAACCCCAGGAAAAACAAUAUCAAUAUGGGAAGUAAUGGAGAAGAUAAGAGGACUCAUACAACCGGACGAAUUCACGUCGCUCAAAGUAGCCAAAAGUACCUUGGAAUUCAUCAGGCUGGAAGGAGAUUUGAGCGACAGAUGCAGGCUUCAAAGAGUGCUCGCAAGAUUGGAUUCUCAGCACUUGAAUUUAGCCGGAUUUCCAAACGUACUGAAAGUCCGAGUCGCAGAGGCCAAGGAUGACUUUCCAACAAGACACUCAUGGGACUCUUACUUCAGAGAUGCCAAACAUAUGAACGAACUAAAGCCUGGGGAAAGACCAGACACUGUACACAUUAUGGGUCUCCCUGUCAAAUGGUUUAGCGAAGACGGAGGUAAUACACCAAGUGAGUCUGUCGUAAGCAGAGUUUUUAAAAGAUGGGGCCCACUCAGAAGAGUUGAUGUUCCUGCUGCCGAUGUCUACAGACCGAGAAUGAGACUGGGCACAAAUAUACAGAAAUUCAGCUUCGGCGAUGGUGUUUUCUUCGAUGCUUAUAUUCAGUACAUUGAGUACAUGGAUUUUGUAAAAGCUAUGGAUGCUUUGCGAGGCAUGAAAUUACUGAAAAAAGAGGCCAAAACGUGUCUCACCGCUCUUUUGAAGGUCGACUUUGACAAAACUAAACAUAUGAGUGACAGCACGGUCUCUCAUCGUGCAUUCGAGAGGAAACGUCUAAUAGCUCAAGACAGUUUAGCCGCUGAAAAAUUACGCAAGAAGGAAGAGAUCGAGGCACAAAAAAAAGAAGAGACAAAGAAAAAAGAGGCGGCCGACAUUGAAGCAAAAGAAGCAAAAAGACAAACGAGAGAAGAAAAGAGAAAAAUCCGAGUAUUCCGUAAACAGGAAGAGGACAAAGUCUCAGUUAAAAUUGCUAGAGAAGAACAGAAGCUGAUGAAAGCACAGCGGCAGUUGGAGAGCAUAAGAUUGUUAGACGAGCUUUUCGAUAGAAUAAAGAUCAAGGUUGAGAAAAAGGAGUUAAUAAUAGGCGAAAAAAACGAGACUGGCGGAAAAAGUGGUCACAAAAAAACGGAUAAGACAAACAACGAUCAGGGAUCGCACAAAUCAAGUGAGAGAGAAAGCGAAAAAAAGAGUGACAAGAAGAGCAAGAAAUUGAAGAAAAAGAAAUUGAAAAAAGAAAAAAAGAAAAAGGAAAAGAAUUCAAAGUCAGGAAGUUCUUCCGACAACUCGGACAGUGAGAGUACAAAGAAGAGGAUGAAAAGUGUUUUGACGAUGAACAACAUUCAAUCGUCUUCCGCAGGUUCGAUACCAGUGGAUCCGAGUAUGAAUUUUUCUCAGAUGUAUUCAAGGUUUCCUCAAGCAUGGUAUUACGAAGCAGCGUUGCCGAUGUUAUAUCCGGCCAUGGGACGUGGAGGGCCCCGAGGGGGAUUACCCAAUCGGUUCCAGCGUGGACGAGGCAGAGGAGGAUACGGUUUCCGUCGGGGCAAUAACCGAGGCGCAAUGAGAACGUUCAACCCUCACAUUUACAACGAGCAAUAUUACAAAUAUUUCGCUAAUCUUGCUGGCCAAGACUAUUUGGACUUUGAGAGUGAUUACGAUGACAGAAGAUCGAAUUCGCGAUCACGUACGCGAGGUAGAUCGGAAUCGCGUUCGCGUACGCGAGGCAGAACGAAAUCGCGUUCGCGUACGCGAGGUAGAACGAAAUCGCGUUCGCGAUCGCGCGGGAGGUCGAAAUCGCGUUCCCGGACGCGUGGAAGAUCAAAAUCGCGCUCGCGCUCGUGCUCGCGUGGUAGAACGAAAUCACGUUCGCGCAGUAGGUCAAGGUCACGCUCGAGGAGACGCUCCCGCAGGCGCCGCCGCAGCAGCGAUACUUCCAGCGCCAGUCGGUCCCGCUCUAGAAGAACCCGUGGAAGAUCAUCCUCCUCCUCGCGCAGUAGUUCGCGUUCGAAGCGAUGGCGAUCGAACAAGAGGUCGCGUACGAAAUCACCAGAGUCAUCGAGGAAUCGCAAAAGCAGACGGAAACGAAGCAGAUCGAAGGUCAUGAUAACGCGAGCUAAAUCUCGCUCAAUUUCCGGAAAAAGACGCUCCCACAGCAGCUCUUGGUCCAUGCCAAAAUCGUCACGCCAGCGUAGCUGUUCUUGGUAAAAAAAAAAGUUCAACAAAAACGAGCCAACGAAUCGUCGAUCUGACAGAAAAUUACAAUAACGUCUGCUAUCGACUGAAUCUGUCGCUUGGGACUGAUCUCUACGAAAUGAACAAAAAACAAACGGUUAUAAAUUAUUAAGGCGGAAGUUUGAAAACCCGGUCAACAAUUUUCUUCGACAUUUCUUGCUUCCAGUUUCUUUAUACAUCGACAUCUUCAUACUUUGCUCGUUCUCAAUAAAACUUGAACGAUUAAGAACAGAAAAAGAAACACGAAAAUAAACAAAAUAUUCCACUGUAAUUAGUUUUCAAUAAUUUACCCAAUAAAAACCUGUGCUUUUCUUUCCAUUCGAA
Molecule: messenger RNA, 3250 nt
Organism: Venturia canescens
Lineage: Eukaryota; Metazoa; Arthropoda; Insecta; Hymenoptera; Ichneumonidae
Product: A-kinase anchor protein 17A
Exons: 7
Coding region: 599-2899 (766 amino acids)
Source: RefSeq, a predicted model, not a curated record